AUGCAACAGUACGAGGCCAGUUGUGACAAGUUGUCUCGCUGGCUGGCUGAAGCCAAAGGUCAAACCAGGACGGCAGCUGAGCUGAAAUCAACCCUUGGAGAGAAGAAAGUACAACUAGAACGAUGCAAGGCUAUUCAGCAGGACAUUGCUUCCCACCAAAAGGACAUUGAUGUGCUGACUGAACAUGCUCAGAAACUUCUGGACAGAAACCCAAAUGGUCUUCAGCCAAUCAGUGAAGAGCUUCAGAUGUUCACUGACCAAUACCAGACAAGCAUGAACGACAUUAAGCUGGCCGUUGACAACCACAGCCAGUCUGUUGCAGAGCACAAGGAAUUCCAACAAGGACAGAGAGAGUUUGCCAACUGGCUCCGAGAUGCCAAGAACAAGCUAGCGUCCCUGACCGACACAUCAGGCAACAGCAAGACAGUGCAGAACAAGCUGGCUUCACUGGAGGAACUUCUGACUGCCAAAGAAUCAGGCCAGGAGAAGCUAGACUCCGCCACAGCCAGUGGGGGCAGGACUCUCCCGCUCACUGCAGCGCCUGGACAGGAGACUAUCACCCAGCAGUUACAGAAGGACCAGGAGGAGCUGGCUGCACUGACUGCCAGCCUGCUAGACUCCAAGGACAGGCUGAAAGAGUGCGCACAGCAGUGGGGCGCGUACGAGCAGAGCCAGAGUGAGGCGGACGGAUGGCUGAGGGAGAUGGAGGAACGGCUCGGGAAGGGGCUGGAACUCCAGCCUGGAUUGGAGACUAAGCAGGAACAAGUUGAGGAAUUGAAGGCACUUCAAGAAUCCAUCCAGAGUAGGCAGCCAGUCAUGGAGGCGGUGUCCAGACAAGCACAGGGUCUUCUUGAUAGCAGCGUUGGUAAUGUAGGCGUCGUCAGUGAGUCUACCAGACUGGCCUCCAGGUUCCAGAGACUAGUCAUGACAGCAAAGGACCAACUAAAGAAGAGCGAGCACAAUGCUACUGACCAUGCCCAAUACCAAGACACCCUGAGGGACUUCAACAUCUGGCUAGUCGCCUCUCAAGACACCUUAGACCAAAACUCUAGCCUCCUGGGUGACAAAGCGACCCUCCAAGACAGAGCCAAGAACCUGAAGGAGUUGGCAGCGACCAAAGCGACUGGACAGAACCUCUUACAAGCUCUUGACCACAAAACCGGAAAGACCUUUCCGAAUACGGCCGCAUCUGGGCACGAGGUCGUGAGAGGGGACACUAGGGCUGCUCACGUUGGCUUGGAGGAGCUACUGACAAGCUUGAGUCAACAGAGCCAGGAUCUUCAACAGUGCUUGACGCUGUGGGAUGACUUUGAUGAUCAGUGUUCCCAGGUGACCAAGGAACUUGGGGAAGUGGAAGCCAUCUUGGUCAGAGAACCUGAGCUGAUGCCAGAUGUGAAGCACAAGGAGCAACAGCUUGAGAAGUACAAGAGUUUGGCAGAGGAGGUAGCCCUUGAGAAGGAUUCCCUGGACUCUGUCUUGGCUGGUGCCAAGGAGCUCCAGAGACUGACAGGAGAAGAUGAAGUCAUUGAGAAGACCUCACAGAUGAUGGAACGCCACAAGACACUGAUGCAGGCUGCUCAGACUGCUGUUGAAACAACAUCUCAGAGAGCCGAGAACCACCAAGAGUACAAUGACCUCCACAGGGCUGUUUGUGAUUUGUUGGCAUCGACCAAUCAGGACCUGAAAAACAACAGCAGUCUUGCUGGCACCAAAGACACACUUGAACAACAGUUGACGAAUGUGACAGAAUUGACAUCCAAUCUCCCGUCUUGCGAGGACAAACUCCUGCAUCCCUCCCUGACCCUCGGCGCUCAACUCCUGACAGAGACCUCCCCAGACGGAUGCGCAGUGAUCCAUCAAGAACUGGAUCAAUCCAGUCGGGACUGGUCCAAGCUGGUCAAGGAGGCUGAUGACAUCAAGUCGUCUCUAGAGGGUGCUGUCCAUCAGUGGGAGGAGUACGAGGAGGAACAUGGGAGGAUGGUGCGAUGCCUUGAUGAGGCCGAGAGAGAGACGAGUCCGGAGCUGGAGUUGAAGAAAGAUGCGGUUGAGAAACAAGAACAACUGGAGAAUGUCAAGACUAUUCAUGAUGACAUCCUUAGCCUGGAGACAUCUCUCAAUGCCGUAGUGUCUAGCGCCAAUCCUAUCCUACACAACAACCCGAUGGAUUCCACUGUCAGUGGACAGCUGUCCCAGGCUAGGUCUCGCUACCAAGCAUUAGUCAACAACAUGAAGGCCAGAGUCAAAUUAUGCCAGGAAAGAGUCCAGGACCACGGAGCCUUCAAUCAAUCCUUGGAGGAAACACAGAACAACCUGAAUGAGAGAGAGCAGCAGCUGAGUCCUCUGAAGGAUCUCUCUGGAGACAGAUCGUCCAUUGAUGCUAAACUGGCAGCUGUGGAGAAUCUGGCGAGCCACCUGACUGAGUUUGAAUCCCAAGUCCAUCACGCCACAGACCAGGGUCACCACAUCCUGCCGCACACCUCCCCCGAAGGUCAAGAGGUCAUUCAAGGUCAACUCUCCGACCUUGCAACCUCGCUGACCUCCCUCACGCUCGGCGUGAAGGAUGCUGGGAAGGCGCUAGUGGAGCGCGUCCGUUGCUGGAGCGAGUACGAGGUCGCGGUGGAGGAGUUUGGGGAGUGGCUGGCUGAGACGGAGAAGACGUUGGCCAAGGAGCCGGAGAGGAUGGCUGACCUGGGAGAGAAGAAGAGCCAACUGGAGAGAUACAAAGCCCUUGAGAGUGAGAUUACAUCCCGAGGCAUGAGCCUCCAGGACACGGAGCAGAAAGCCCUGAAGGUCCUUGAGCAUGACACGGGGGCUGUGGACGUCCAAGGGAAGAUGGGAGAUGUGAGGACUCGCUACCAGGCACUCUGUCUGAGAUCCAAGGACACGACAGACACCCUCACACACAGUGUGACAGAGCACCAGGGGUACCAGGAUGCCCUACAGGAGGCAGAGAAGGCCCUACUGGACAUCUCUCAGCAGCUCACCACCCAGGGGGCGUUACCGGAGGGGGCUAGUCUGGAGGAGAGCCAGCAACAACUCUCACAACUCCAGGGUGUCAUGAGACAAAUCACUGCAUGCACUGCCAAACUAGACCAGGCCUCGGUGGCCGGUCACGCCCUCACCAGCUCCCCUCAGGCCACGCCCACACUAACCCAGCAUGUAGGGGCGGGGCUUAGAGCUGUAGAGGCGGGGCUUGAGGCUGUCAAUCAAAUGGCCGUUAGCAUACAGACACGCCUCCAGGAGGUGAUUAACCAGCAGCAGGUGUAUAAGGAGACAUUGCAGACUUGUGCUGACUGGUUGCAGGUUGCUAAGGAGGGGCAGGGUCUGGAUGAGGCUGACGGGGAGGCGGCUGUUGCCAUGGAGACAGAAGGGCUGGAAGAUGCUCAGAAUCAACUAAAAGAACUUCAAGUAAGAUAA
Patiria miniata (bat star) is the source of this 3417-nucleotide messenger RNA. RefSeq names its product nesprin-1-like. The transcript has 17 exons. Gene Ontology annotation, molecular function: actin filament binding. Bases 1 to 3417 code for a protein of 1138 amino acids. Gene Ontology annotation, biological process: nuclear migration. The record is from RefSeq and is a predicted model, not a curated record. Gene Ontology annotation, cellular component: nuclear outer membrane; cytoplasm; meiotic nuclear membrane microtubule tethering complex. NCBI's taxonomy places the organism in Eukaryota, Metazoa, Echinodermata, Asteroidea, Valvatida, Asterinidae.